Molecule: messenger RNA, 1518 nt
Organism: Cetraspora pellucida
Lineage: Eukaryota; Fungi; Glomeromycota; Glomeromycetes; Diversisporales; Gigasporaceae
Source: the annotation of a GenBank genome assembly
AUGAGUUUAACAAUGCUUCUACCACCUUCGGCAACAUAUAAUAGUGCUGAUGAACUCUUACAAAGUGUCCAAAGUUUUGCCAAUUCUCAAGGCUGUGCAUUAGUAAAGAAAAGAACAAGAAAAAACCACUGUGGUAAAUUAAAAAAUAUGUUAUUGCAUUGUGAUUGGGGUGGUACUUAUAGUACAGAGGCACAGCAUCGGCAAACAAGCUCUAGACUAAUUGACUGCCCUUUUGAAUUAUAUGCUUCUCUCUGUGAUGGUCUUUGGUAUUUAGAAGUUCAUAAUUUAGAGCAUAACCAUGAGCGAUCAAUCAAUAUGUUAGGUCAUCCAAUUUCUCGUAGACUUACAGGACAACAAUUAGAAAGAGUUAUAGAAAUGACUGUUUCUGGUUCAGGUCCUCGAAAAAUUGUGUCUGCACUUAGGCAGAAUGAUAAAUUAGCAUUAGUAACUAGCAGAGACAUUUACAAUGCAUGUGGGCAACUUCAUCAACAAAAUCUGGCAGGUCAUACUUCGAUCCAAGCAUUAAUAGAUGAGCUUAGUGAAGGUGAUUUUAUAUAUAAAUGUAAAUAUGACAAUAAUGGCAGCAUUACUCACCUCUUCUUUGCUCAUAAUAAGUCCAUUGCUCUUACUCGAGAAUAUUCUUCUGUGCUUCUUAUGGAUUGCACAUAUAAAACAAAUAAAUUUAAAAUGCCUUUAUUGAACAUUGUUGGGAUAACUAGUUUUUAUACCACUUUUUACUCAUGUUUUAUUUUUAUAAAGGAUAAAGAGGAAAAAGAUUAUUGCUGGGCUCUUAAUAAUGUUGCUAGUUUGUUUAAUGGACUGCAAUUCUCAAAAGAAACUGACGAAAAUAGUGAGUGGAAUCUUUUUCUCUCAAAGUGGAAUGAAAUUGUCAAAUCAAAAACUGAAGAUGAAUUUAAUUUAAACUGGCAAAAUUUUCAGACCACUUAUAUUAACAAACCUCAAAUCAGCCAAAAAAAGCAAUUUGUUGAAGCCUGGACAAAUGCAUUUCUUCACCUAGGAACAACAGUAACUUUAAGAAUUGAAAUAAAUAAUCAAAAAAGAGAGAUUGAUGCUAUGACUGCAUCUGAAUGCAUUUGUUUUCUAGCUUUUGUACACAACAACCCAUUUUAUAUAAAUAUCAGGGGAAUGGUUUCAACUUUCACACUUAAAAAAGUGAGCGAACAAUACCAAAAAGCAAUCGCCACUACUACAAAGAAACCUUUAUCAUCAUGUACUAGGUCUUUUUUGAGUACAAUGGGUUUACCUUGUGCUCAUAUUAUACAAAAUUUUAUGAGUAAUCGAAACCUAACACUUGAUGACAUUCACAAGCAUUGUUGGAUUCAAAAUCGUAUGCCAUUACCCUCUGUUAAAAAUGAAGAUGCACUUGAGACCAUAUUACAAAAUUUACAAACAACACGAGAAUCAUUAAAUAAUAUGAUUAAUACACCAGUAAUUGUUUUGAAAAAUCCCCAGAUAAUUCAUACUAGAGGACAUCCUACUGGUUCUUCUAAUCAUUGA